GUCCGAGUCGAGUCUAGUCUAGUCCGGUCGAUGCCCUAAGCUCGUCCUGUCCUCGCUGCUCGUCCUUGCGCGAGGAGGAGGAGAGCAGAGGGAGGGAACGAGGGAGGGCAGAGGAAAGAGCCAGGAAGAGCAGAGCACACGAGGGAGGAAGGAAGGAAGGGAGGGAGGGAAGGACAGGAGGCCGGGGACGGGACGAGGAGGUGGUGGUGGUGGUGGGGAGAGAAGAGAGAGAGAGAGAGACGAGAGGUGGGAGGGGAGGGGAGGGGAGGGGGAAAGGGAAGGGAAGGGAAUAAGCAGAAGAAGAGAGAGAAGGAAGAGAAGGAAGGAAGAGUAGAUAGAAGGAGGAGGAGGAGAGGAGAUUAGGGAUCGAUGUGAAGGGGAGGGAAGGGGGUGUCGGAGGGGAGAAAGGAAGGUGGUGGAUAGAAGAGAGGAGCAGGAGGAGGAGGAGGAGAAGGUGGACGAGCAGGAAGGCGUUCAUGAAUGUGUGGAGGAAGAGGGGAGGAGUGGGGAAAUUUGUGUACUUCCGUGUAAGGUUGCGGAGGAAAUUCGAAUUGGAUUACCCGGCGACUGCCGCCGUGCGACGGUGUUUUCCGAUUGAGGAGGUGGCGGGCCGGUGGGCAGCAGCAGGCAGGCCGACGAGCAGAAUUGUAGUAGAGAUUGGGUUUUGAGAGAGAGAGAGAGAGAGAGAGAGAGAGAGAGAGAGAGAGAGAGAGAGAGAGAGAGAGAGAGAGAGAGAGAGAGAGAGAGAGAGAGAGAGAGAGAGAGUAGUUUGUUGUUGUUGUUGUUGUGGUGUGUGUGGUGUGGGCUUGAGAGUGAGGGUCAAAACUCGGGACUCUACUGCUCGGGGUGUCAGUGUGUUAUCAUUGUCUAGAUAGUUGUGUUGGAGGUUCUUUCGUGAGGAGGAUCGCGACGAGAGCGGAGAUGCAGCAGUGUGGCAGGGGCGGUGCGAAUUAAGGAUUACAACGGACUGAAGGGGAUGUCGUGGGCAGGACCCGACACCUUCCCUGCCACUUCGCUCGCGGAUAACCUCGACAAAAAACUCUUGGUGAUUCUCCGCGAUGGCAGAAAGCUGGUCGGAAUCCUCCGAUCAUUCGACCAGUUUGCAAAUGUGGUUUUGGAGCGAUCAAUCGAACGUAUUAUUGUUGGAGAGCUAUUUUGUGACCUGCCCCUUGGUCUUUAUGUCAUCCGUGGGGAAAACGUGGUACUCAUAGGAGAGCUGGAUCCUGAUAAAGAUGAGUUGCCAUCGCACAUGGUUAAAGUGAGCCCAGCAGAUAUAAGGCGGGCUCAAAAGGCAGAGAGGGAUGCAACAGAGCUCAAAGGCACCAUGAGAAAGCGCAUGGAAUUUCUGGACCUGGAUUAAGGAUUCACAGCUCGGUUGGCUUCACAGCAUGGGUGGAGUCAUGCAGAGCAAGGAAGCAGCUAGUGUAUGGUUCGUUUUUCAGAGUAAUGACACUGCUGCUUCUGUGGAUGUGUGCUAAGCCAUGAUUCAGGAACGCCAACAAGCAUGGCGAGUUUUAAGUGUCAUGCUGACCCGCACAUUUUAUCGCGGACUGCGUUCCAAUCCCGACUCCUACAUUUGUCGUGGAUGGUGGCAUUCACCAAAAAGGGCUGCAAGAUCACUGAAUGUCAACAGUGUUUUGUAGGGCCACUAAGCGAUUGGCUUUUUGAUACUUAUUUAUUUAAUUACUUACCUCCCCUUUUGUUGGAAGCCUUGCCUUCCAUCAUCAUCUUACCAUGUGGUAUGUGAUCUACUGAAUUCCAAUUCAUUUGAAAGUGGUUGCUUAUCCCCAAGAUGGAAACUUAGAGAAGGGGAAUGGGAAGCCAUUUUAUGAGCCUGCCCAUCUUGAUUAGAAUGCUUGUUUAGAUUUUGUCUGCCUGGUGGUGACUUUCUACCCACCUCCCAGACAUUCUAUCCAUGAUUGGGAUUAUAAGCCCAUCAAUACUACGUUUCUCACCAUCGAGCCAGCUAAAAAGUGUUUACUUGCUUGCUACCCCAGUAGAGUGACCAACUUAUGAUCUUUUCUUUUUUUUGAAAUGGGUUGACUAGUCUUUUCUGUGUACAGGCAGUUCUUAGAACGUAUAGCUGAAUAUCAGCUCUGGGAAGUUCUUGUAGCUCUCAAUUGUGGACUGGGGUAGCUUCGGGGAGCCUAUUUGUGAUCUUGCUAUGCAAACCACCUUCCUGUUUAGCGUGAAGGUUUUUGUGCUUGGCCUUGUUAUCCGGCCAACGUUUGUAGCAGGUGCCUCUCUGGACUACUCUUGGCUUCAGGAGUGGCAUUGUAGCUCUGUUUAGGAGGAACAUCUGUCCACCUCCAACUUUGUGGAAGUGCUGCGAAUGAGCUGCCUCAUUUUAAUGGCUGGAUGCUGUGUUACCUUUUUUUUGUAAGCAAAGUAGAUUGAUUAUGAGCACGAAGUAGUCUUCUUUCACUCUUCAAGGAAUGGAGUCUGGAAUCUGCUUCCUAUGCCAUGAUUGUAAAUAUCCUGGAAUCUAUUUGUCAUGGCAUUCGUCUUU
This is a messenger RNA of Marchantia polymorpha subsp. ruderalis, 2509 nucleotides long. The record is from the annotation of a GenBank genome assembly. NCBI's taxonomy places the organism in Eukaryota, Viridiplantae, Streptophyta, Marchantiopsida, Marchantiales, Marchantiaceae.